Molecule: messenger RNA, 4095 nt
Organism: Euleptes europaea (tarantolino)
Lineage: Eukaryota; Metazoa; Chordata; Lepidosauria; Squamata; Sphaerodactylidae
Gene: ATP8B3
Product: ATPase phospholipid transporting 8B3
Exons: 29
Coding region: 1-4095 (1364 amino acids)
Biological process (GO): phospholipid translocation; Golgi organization
Cellular component (GO): plasma membrane
Molecular function (GO): magnesium ion binding; ATPase-coupled intramembrane lipid carrier activity; ATP binding
Source: RefSeq, a predicted model, not a curated record
AUGGAGGUUCCAUUUAGCCAUCGCGACUCACAGCCAAUGGAUGAAUCUCUCACCCUCCAUACAUUUGCUGGCCCAGCCAAGCAGGCAGUACAGAAACUCCGGAGGGACAGCCUCCUCCUCCGAGAAGUUAUUUUCGCCGUCGCACCCGUUGGGAAGCUAGCGGAGGCGUCGCUCUCGGAGUGCCGGGCGGGGGGAGACCCAGGUUCGAAUCCCCCACCGGGCCGGGAAUCGGAUCCUGGGCCAGUCGCUUUCUCUCCGCCGGAGCCUCCCGGCUGGGUCGAAGGAGAGGAGAACCCAGGAGCGCUUGACGCAGCCAUCCUCGGGAGGGCACAGCUUUCUGGGGAAAGGUGUGCCAUGCCAACGAAGGGGCGGGAGAGGACAGAGUCCCUCUUUGGGGAGGGGUGCCCUGCCACCCCCCUGGGCGCCGCUGCUGGGAAACCCCCCGUGCCCGGGCAUCGCCCUUGCCUCGCUGCCAGGCCCCCGGAGCUGACCCCCGGCGGGUCUUCUGCCUUUCCAGAUUUCUCUUGGAUCGUGAGAGCGAACGACCGGGCAUACCACGAGCAAUUUCAGAAGAGGUACGCCUACUGUCUGAAAAAGAAAAAAUAUGCGGGCAACGCAAUCAAGACCGCCAAGUACAACGUGCUUACUUUCCUCCCUCUCAACCUGUUCGAGCAGUUUCACCGGGUGGCGAAUCUCUAUUUUUUGCACAUCAUUUUGUUGCAGACCAUCCCAGAGAUUUCCACUCUGCCUUGGUUCGCCCUCCUGUUUCCUAUCACCAUCCUCCUCAGCAUUCGAGGCAUCCGGGACUUGAUCGAUGACAUUGCACGGCACCGGAGCGAUGGGGAAAUCAACAGCCGCCCCUGCGAGAUUUUGACUGGGGAAAGUUUUUCCAAGAAGCAAUGGAAAGACAUACGUGUCGGCGAUAUCGUUUGCCUCCGCAAGGACAGCUUUGUGCCGGCUGACCUCCUCUUACUCUCCAGUUCGGAACCCAGCAGCCUUUGCUACGUGGAAACGAUGGACAUAGACGGAGAGACAAAUCUGAAGUACAGACAAGCCCUCCUGGUAACCCAUCAAGAGCUAACCAGUGUGGACAAGCUAGCAUCCUUUGACGGGAAAGUGACCUGCGAAGAGCCCAACAGCCGAUUGCAUACUUUCAUUGGCACCCUGGAAUGGUGCGGCGAGACCUACUCUCUGGACAGCGAGCAGAUCUUGCUGCGUGGCUGCAGGGUCCGGAAUACAGAGGUCUGCUACGGCCUUGUCAUCUAUGCAGGUUUCGAUUCUAAAAUAAUGAAAAAUUGCGGCAAGAUCAAACUGAAGAAAACUAAGCUCAACCAUCUAAUGGAUCGCAUCGUGCUGCUGAUCUCCCUGGCGCUCAUUCUGACUUCGUUGGGCCUGGCGGUGGGCUCUGGGAUCUCAGUGACCACGUUCCGCCAGGAGCACGGCUACCUCUCCGUCUUCUACGCCCACACCACCCCUGCCCAGCACGCCUUCUACACCUUCUGGGGGUUCCUCAUCCUUCUGAGUUUCGUGCUGCCGAUGGCUAUGCUCAUCACGUUUGAGUUCAUCUACCUGGUCAACAGCUGUUUCAUUAACUGGGAUUUGGAAAUGUAUUACGCGCCGAAAGACACUCCGGCCAAGGCGAGGAGCACCAGUCUCAAUGACCAGCUGGGACAGAUCCAAUACAUCUUCUCCGACAAGACGGGCACCUUGACCCAAAACAUAAUGACUUUCAAGAAAUGUUGCAUUGAUGGGAAGAUAUAUGGUUCGAACAGGAGUAGCCACGGCAAUCCAAUGGAAGCCCUCUUAAGUUGGAACAAAUAUUGGGACCCAAAGCUGGAAUUUUACGACCCUUUGCUGAUCAAUACCAUCCUGCGGGACGACGACCCCAUCCUGAAGGAAUUCCUGCGUCUGCUGGCCCUCUGCCACACCGUCAUGGUGGAGGAGAAAGAGAGUCAGCUGAUUUACCAAGCGGCUUCGCCAGAUGAAGAAGCUCUUGUGUCAGCGGCCAGGAACAUGGGAUACGUCUUUCUUUCCCGGACUCAGGAUACGAUCACCAUCAGCGAGCUGGGCCAGGAGAGAACCUAUAAGGUGUUAGCGCUCCUGGAUUUCAACAGUGUGCGCAAACGGAUGUCAGUUCUGGUCCGGGAUCCUGAAGGACGUAUCAGACUCUACACCAAAGGGGCAGAUGUGGUGAUCCUGGAGAGACUUCACAGCGAUCGGUCUUCUGAGGCCUACACGGUCAAGGCGCUGAAUAGCUUUGCAGAGGAGACCCUCCGGACUUUGUGCCUGGCUACCAAAGAGGUCGUGGAGGAGGAGUAUGCCCAGUGGAGCAAGAAGCACCACGCUGCCAGCGUCUCGCUCCAGGAUCGUGCCCAAGAGUUGGACAAGCUUCUUGGGGUCACAGCCAUUGAAGACAAACUCCAAGAGGGAGUCCCGGAGACCAUCCACCUACUCAAAAGGGGAGGCAUGAAAGUGUGGGUGUUGACCGGAGACAAGCAAGAGACAGCAGUGAAUAUUGGUUUUGCGAGCCAACUCCUGUCAGACGACAUGACCAUCCUCGGGGAAAGUGAGAUCUGUGAAAUCCUCAAAUCUUCUAGCAAUAGUGAUCUCAGUUUGGCUGGCAGCGGAGAAGCCUUGUUCGGCCCCGACUCGCCUCAGCGUUUCCAGGCAUCCUUCGCGCUUGACAAGACAGCUUUGGUGGUCACCGGUGACUUCUUAGACAAAAUCCUUCAUGCCACAGGGGAUGAGCAGGAGACAAGGAAGCCAAGUGUCUGGGAUCGGUUUCGCUGCGGCUGGGCGAAGGCCAAGGAGGACCCCAGGAAUGCGGUGGAAGAGGCCUUUGUGGAGCUGGCCACGGCCUGCCAGGCAGUCAUCUGCUGCCGAGUGACGCCCAAGCAGAAGGCUCUCAUCAUCCAGAUGGUCAAGAGGCACAAGAACGCCAUCGCUCUGGCCAUUGGGGAUGGGGCCAACGAUGUCAACAUGAUAAAAACCGCCGACAUCGGGGUGGGGAUCAGCGGGCAAGAAGGCAUGCAGGCAGUCCAGUGCAGCGACUACGCCUUGGCGCAAUUCCGCUACCUUCAACGGCUCCUCUUUGUCCACGGCCGAUGGUCCUACCUGCGGAUUUGCAAGUUCCUCCGAUACUUCUUCUACAAGACGUUUGCGGGCAUGAUGUCGCAGAUCUGGUUUGCUUUCUAUACUGGGUUCACAGCCCAGCCCCUGUUGGAGGGAUGGUUUCUCGCGCUUUAUAACGUCUUCUACACUUCCUAUCCAGUACUGUGCAUGGGGAUGUUUGAACAGGACGUGAACGCUGAGAAAAGCUUGAAGUUCCCUGAGCUCUACAAGGCGGGCCAGAAAGACCUCUUCUUCAACUUCCGGACCUUCUGCCUUUCCUUCAUCCAGGGCUCUUUCGUCUCCCUGGCCAGCUUCUACAUUGCUCUCUGGGCCUGCGAAGAUAAAGUUGGCGUCAGGAUCGUGGGGGAUUACCAGUCCUUCGCCAUGAUCGUGGCCACCUCGGCAAUAUUGACCGUCACGGUGGAGAUCAUUCUGGACGUCAAAUUCUGGACCGUCUUCUCCGUGAUGGCCAUCUUCCUCAGCUUAGUUCUCUACUGCCUUUGCUCCUACCUCACCCAGAGUUUCCAGGCUUACACAACGGCCCCCACCGUGUUCCAGUUCCCCGAUGCCUCCAAGAACGCACUGACAGACCCAACUGCGCUGCUGGUCAUCUUGCUCUCCGUCAUCGUGAACACCAUCCCCUCCCUCGCCAUCCGCUUCAUGCACAGCAUCACGGUCCCGAGAACCAUGUCGGAGAUGGCUCAAGUGCGGGACCUGAAGAUGAAGAUGAGCAUGGUGGAACUCACUUCUCAUGUCCGGAGAGAUUCCCACUGGAGCCGCUCGAGUUACGCCUUCUCGCACAAGGAAGGUUACGCCGACCUCAUCUCCAAGGGCGCCAGCAUGCGCAUCAAGGGCCCCCGAGUCUGCAGUGAACUCAAUGGCUUUCACCGCACGCCGCUGCCUGGCAAAGAAGGCUCUGUGCCCGCCGCGGACGUUGCCUACAGUCAUGACGUUACCGCACAACAGACGUUUCUGCCCUGUUGA